Molecule: messenger RNA, 2398 nt
Organism: Piliocolobus tephrosceles (Ugandan red Colobus)
Lineage: Eukaryota; Metazoa; Chordata; Mammalia; Primates; Cercopithecidae
Gene: ZNF639
Product: zinc finger protein 639
Exons: 7
Coding region: 650-2107 (485 amino acids)
Source: RefSeq, a predicted model, not a curated record
UGGAGCAAUCCUAGAGAGUGGGCUCACCCUCGGGGCUCGGGAGGGGCUCUUCCCCGCCCAGAAGGAGACUGCGGCGGCGCAAGGCAUCCGGCAGGGGGCGCGGGCCGCUGGGCGUCCCCCCGGGCUGCGGGUCGGUGGUCCCUCCCAGGCCGCGUGUGCGGUGCGUUGGCUCAGCCCGCUCCCUGCCCCCACCUCACCUCGUCACCUCCCCGCCCUCUCGGCGGGCCCCUGAGGUGCGCGGCGCAGGCGCGGACCAAGGCGGCCAAGUCAGUGCGGCCGCGGAGCCUACGCCGGGGACCCGGCGCGCAGGGCGUGGGGCGCGCGGAGAGGGAGAAGGGUGGGCCCAACACAGCGUCCGGGAGCUCUAGGGCCGCAGCAGCGCUGCCCGCCACCGUGCGUCCGCGGGAAGGACCGCCCGGCCCCUCCGCCCGCGCUCCGGCACCUCGGCAGCCACCGCUUCUGAGCUGCGCGUGGGCCGGCCGGGCGGGCCCGAGGAGACUGACUGAGUAUUUAGAACGUGAAGUGUGAAGCUUUGGGCUCUAUGAAUCCUGGAAGUGUACAAAAGAGGCAUUUUUUACCAUCUACAGAAACUUAUUGUAAUUCAUUUUUCCUCACUCCAGUAGUAAGAAUUAUACCAAAUUGAAAAGAUAUGAAUGAGUAUCCUAAAAAAAGAAAAAGGAAGACUCUACACCCUUCUCGUUAUUCAGAUUCCUCUGGAAUAAGCAGAAUUGCAGAUGGAUUCAAUGGAAUUUUCUCUGAUCAUUGUUACAGUGUCUGUUCUAUGAGACAGCCAGAUUUAAAAUAUUUUGACAACAAAGAUGAUGAUUCUGAUACCGAGACAUCAAAUGACUUGCCAAAAUUUGCAGAUGGAAUCAAGGCCAGAAACAGAAAUCAGAACUACCUGGUUCCCAGUCCUGUACUUAGAAUUCUAGACCACACUGCCUUUUCUACAGAAAAAUCUGCUGAUAUUGAAAUUUGUGAUGAAGAGUGUGACUCACCUGAAUCAGUCAACCAGCAGACCCAAGAGGAGAGUCCUAUAGAAGUUCACACUGCUGAAGAUGUUCCAAUUGCUGUAGAAGUGCAUGCGAUUUCUGAGGAUUAUGAUAUAGAGACAGAAAACAAUUCCUCUGAGAGUCUCCAAGACCAAACUGAUGAGGAACCACCAGCUAAACUUUGUAAAAUUCUUGACAAGAGCCAAGCUUUGAAUGUGACUGCCCAGCAGAAAUGGCCUUUACUGAGAGCUAAUAGCAGUGGCCUCUAUAAAUGUGAACUUUGUGAGUUUAACAGCAAAUAUUUUUCUGACUUAAAGCAGCAUAUGAUCCUGAAGCAUAAACGUACUGAUUCAAAUGUGUGUCGAGUAUGCAAGGAAAGUUUCUCUACUAAUAUGCUUCUGAUAGAACAUGCCAAACUACAUGAAGAGGAUCCCUACAUUUGUAAAUACUGUGAUUAUAAGACAGUAAUUUUUGAGAACCUCAGCCAGCACAUUGCAGACACCCAUUUUAGUGAUCACCUCUAUUGGUGUGAACAGUGUGAUGUACAGUUCUCCUCAAGCAGUGAACUCUACCUACAUUUCCAGGAGCACAGCUGUGAUGAACAGUACUUGUGUCAGUUCUGUGAACAUGAAACUAAUGAUCCAGAAGACUUGCAUAGCCAUGUGGUAAAUGAGCAUGCAUGUAAAUUAAUAGAGUUAAGUGAUAAGUAUAACAAUGGAGAACAUGGACAGUAUAGCCUCUUAAGCAAAAUUACCUUUGACAAAUGUAAAAAUUUCUUUGUAUGUCAAGUAUGUGGUUUUCGGAGUAGACUUCAUACAAAUGUUAACAGGCAUGUUGCUAUUGAACAUACUAAAAUUUUUCCUCAUGUUUGUGAUGACUGUGGGAAAGGCUUUUCAAGUAUGCUAGAAUAUUGCAAGCAUUUAAAUUCACAUUUAUCUGAAGGGAUUUAUUUAUGUCAAUAUUGUGAAUAUUCAACAGGACAAAUUGAAGAUCUUAAAAUUCAUCUAGACUUCAAGCAUUCAGCUGACUUACCUCAUAAAUGUAGUGACUGCUUGAUGAGGUUUGGAAACGAAAGGGAAUUAGUAAGUCACCUUCCAGUCCAUGAGACAACGUGAUUAUUCUCUUUAACUUACAGAAAGUUUAAAAUAAUAAAUUCAGCCUUAUUUUGGAGAUGAUUAAAUGGAUGAUUGUAAACACAACUUAUGAAAUUUGCCUUUAACAGGUAACUUUUGUAAAUUAUAAAAUUUUAUUGGCAUUGCUCCAUUUUCAGUAUAUAAAUAUAUCUUUAAUGUGGUAUUUUCAAUUGCGUGAUAGUUUGUAGUUUUAACCACUCUUGGUGACUGUCAUCCUAUUUCUUGCAUGUGCUCGAUUUCAUGAAUUGAAAAGAAACAAAUGUAUUGAAAUGA